GGCUGUUUAACUCGGAAGCUGCAGCAAGAGACGAGCAUGAAGAAGCAAGAUGACCGACAGUUACCUCAGCCGAACGUCCUAGCAGUUGUUACAUUGUUCAACUAUCCACUUCGACGCAAGGGGUAUCAUUAUUUUCUGUAGCAAUAGAUCUUUACCAAAUAGCCUGACAUCGGUCCUUUUGAAGAAACAUUGCGGAAGAAAGCGGAUUAAUUGUCUGAAACUGUCCGCUAGUGCUUUCCCUGCGCAAAAAAAAAAAUGGAUAACGUUAGUGGCAAAGCAUCGGAUCAGAAAAGAACAGGCGUUUGCCAAGAGAAUGGUGUGACAAAUGGAUUCCAUCCUACACAAACUGGCAACGGGAGCUGCAAUGCCUUAGGUUCAAACGGAACCAGUAGUAGUGAAGGCUGUAGUAGUAGUAGUAGUAGUAGUAGUAGUAGUAGUAGUAGUAGUAGUAGUAGUGGUAGCCAUAAUGGAAUUGAACAUUUCCGCGAUCUUCAGGUCCAGGAGGACGUCCAUAAUAAUGGGUCGCCUCUAAAGCGGUGCAGACUCAGGAGAAGAAUGGAUUCUGGCAAAAAGAGCAGACCGCCCUUCCCCUGGUUUGGGAUGGACAUCGGCGGCACCCUGGUGAAGUUGGUCUACUUCGAGCCCAAGGACAUCACGGCGGAGGAGGAGCAGGAGGAGGUGGAGAGCCUGAAGAGCAUCCGCCACUUCCUGACCUCCAACGUGGCCUACGGCAACACGGGCAUCCGCGACGUCCACCUGGAGCUGAAGAACCUGACCAUGUGCGGCCGGAAGGGCAACCUGCACUUCAUCCGCUUCCCCACCCAGGACAUGCUGGGCUUCAUCCAGAUGGGCCGAGAUAAGAACUUCUCCAGCCUGCACACCACACUCUGCGCCACCGGCGGAGGGGCCUACAAGUUUGAGGAGGACUUUAGGACGAUCGCCAACCUAGAGCUACAGAAGCUAGACGAACUGGAUUGUCUUAUCCAGGGGCUUCUCUAUGUGGACUCAGUGGGGUUCAAUGGCCAUCCAGAGUGCUACUUUUUCGAGAACCCCUCCGACCCCGAAAGUGAGAACUGUGUCAAGAGAACGUGUUGCCUUGACAACCCCUUCCCCAUGUUGUUGGUAAACAUUGGCUCGGGCGUCAGCAUCCUGGCAGUCUAUUCGAAGGACAACUACAAACGGGUCACAGGCACCAGUUUGGGAGGUGGGACGUUCCUAGGCCUGUGCUGCUUGCUGACUGGCUGCGAGACAUUUGAGGAGGCCCUGGAAAUGGCGGCGAAGGGGGACAGCAGCAACGUGGACAAACUGGUGAAGGACAUCUACGGAGGAGACUAUGAACGCUUCGGGCUCCAGGGGUCUACUGUUGCAUCUAGUUUUGGUCAUAUGAUGAGCAAGGAGAAGCGUGACAGCAUCAGUAAGGAGGACCUAGCCCGAGCCACUCUCGUCACCAUCACCAACAACAUUGGUUCUAUUGCUCGUAUGUGUGCGGUUAAUGAGAAAAUUGAAAGAGUGGUGUUUGUUGGGAAUUUCCUGAGAAUCAAUACUGUGUCAACGAAGCUGCUUGCGUACGCCAUGGACUUUUGGUCCAAAGGACAAUUAAAAGCUCUCUUCUUAGAGCAUGAGGGUUAUUUUGGGGCCGUCGGUGCCUUCCUGGAGCUACUGAGAAUCACAGACGACCUUUAAGACAGACAGACGGACGCAGACGAAACUCUGACCGUAAGACGCUGCUGCUCUACAGUUCCGGAAAAGCCACUGACUGGCCAAAAUGGGGAAAAACCCAUUUGAAUAAUUUAACUGUUUUAAGAGGUUCUACUAAUUAUCCUCCUCCUCCUCGUCUGCUGAUGUUUUAGAAAACUGAUUUUUUAUAUUAUGAAUGCAGGCUGGAGGAGAUGAGGUUGGCAUUUUAUUUGCCACUGAAAAGUAAACCUUCCUGGUACUUGCUGUAUAUAGUGUGCUUAAGCCAAACCCUACUGAUUCCUGAUCAUAUGUGUGUUUUUCUUUGAUUCCUUAUUUGUUCUUUUCUUUUUACAAGAUGUAAGUAGUUAAAAUGAUCUUUAACUUAUGAGCAUUAGCUUUCAACUAUCCUUCACACUUUUUUCCUAAUCAAUCAUCCUAACCCAGUGUUCUGUGAUAUCAUUUGAGAUAUAAUCAAAUGUAUUAUCCUACUGUACAUAUGAAUCGUAAGCAGUUACUCUAUCAACCCAUUCUGUCAACCUGUCAUCUGUGGUUUGGCCAAUUUGUGAAAUAUUGACCAUUAAGCAGUAGCUAAAUUUGACAAAAAAUGUUGCGGGUUGAUUUUGUGUAAUAACACACUGCAAUACCUCAUAGAACAUUUAAUAUAAUGGAUAUUUUUUAUCAGUAGCAGUGGAAUGACCAGUUCCCCAAAUCCUUCCUCUGCAUUCACUUGAAUCCAGUAUUCUGUCUAUCCUUCCCUGUCCCAUGCCUUAUAAUUCCGUCGCUGUUUUAAUGAAACCGUUAACUUUGGGACCAAGCAUUCAGUACUAAAUGAUCCUUAGAAACUUCACAAAGUAGAGAUGUUCCUCAGAAAAGCCGACUCACUGACAUGGACUAGCCUAGCAGGUGCGAUACAAAGUGUCCAUUGUGAGUCAUGAAGUGACUUUUCAAGAGUUCUAUAAAUAGUUAAUUCUACAGUUCUGUUUUCAUUCUCAUCAAAGAGGGGGUCCAUUUCUGCUUGACUUCCUACCUGUAAUAAUCAGUAUGUGUUUUAUGAUUGUAAUUGAAUAUGUUUUGGACGUACUGUAUUGAGUACUCUAGUCGAAAGGAGAUUUGAUUCUCCUACUGUAUCUCUCGGUUAAAUUUCAUGAUGGCAUUUGGUUUCAAGUGAAACUGCAUAGCUGGCCUGUGAACCGCUGUGUGCUGCAUACCCCUUCUGCCUUCCUGCCCUCUUCAGAGGGCCCCGUGACCAACCUCCUCAUCCAAACGAUAAACCCAGGCUGCUUCUGAAAUGGCACCCUAUUCCAUAUAGUGUGAUACUUUGGAACAGAUCACCCUAUUCCCUAUAUAGUGCACUACUUUUGACCAGAGCCCAUGAUUUUGGUCAAAAGGUGCCAUCUUGGACUUAUCCCCAGACUGAUUUAGCUAACUUCAUACAUGUUUAUUUUUAAUCUCAAUGCAACCUGGGGGAGUUUUCAGUUGUACGUUAGGACAGAUUUUCAAAUGUGCUUAAUGGAUUUUACAUUACUGUAUAGAACAUGGCGAAUAAUAAUAAUAAUUAUAAUAAUAAUAAUAUAUGUAACUCUGAACCUGAUUGAACUGGAUUACUGACCUGGGCCUUGCCAUAGAUUCAGCCAUGCUUCAUUGCCGUCAUUAAAACUGUUCUCUAAACUG
Molecule: messenger RNA, 3348 nt
Organism: Coregonus clupeaformis (lake whitefish)
Lineage: Eukaryota; Metazoa; Chordata; Actinopteri; Salmoniformes; Salmonidae
Product: pantothenate kinase 1
Exons: 7
Coding region: 256-1683 (475 amino acids)
Biological process (GO): coenzyme A biosynthetic process
Cellular component (GO): nucleus; cytosol
Molecular function (GO): pantothenate kinase activity; ATP binding
Source: RefSeq, a predicted model, not a curated record